UCCCCUCCCUCUUCCCGCGGGGAUGUUUCACUAGUUUGUUUUAAUUCCCGGGACCCAAGAUGGAGGCUGCGCUGGGGCCUGGCGGGCUCCUGCUGCUCCUCCUCGUCCUGGGGCGGCUCGGCCCCGCCGCCCCGCAGCCCACCGCCCCCCCGCAGUUCCUGAGCCAGGAGAACAUCAGAGUUAAUGUUACUAUGUUGGAAACCAGUGAAGAAUCUCAAGAAGCACAGGUUGUCUUUAAUAUCACCUACAACAGUGGACAGAUAUAUGUAAAUGACUUUCCUAUGAAGAGAGGUGUUACCCGAAUUAAGUGUCAAACUUUAAUAUUGGAAACUGGAAACUCUGAUAACCUAUUGGAUCAAAGGCAUUGGGGAAUUGUCAGUGUUCGCAUCAUGUUUCGUGAGUGGCCCUUGGCAUCCAGAUCAAAUUUGCAGUUGAUUGUCAUUCAGGAAGAGGUGACCGAAAUCGAUGGGAGAGAGGUUCAGCAAGAGGAGGUUACUGAAAUAAACAUAUUAAUUAAGGGCCUGAGAGUACUUAGACAUUCAAACCAUACUGUUCCUCUGAAGGAAAGCAUGCUGUAUUCCAUCCCCAGGGACAAUGACAUGUUAUUUACACUUCCCAAUCUCUCAGGAAAAGCAGAUGUUCAAGGCCCACUGCAACCAACCAGUCACUACCUCCUCAGGCAAGUAGAAACUACAGUAGAUGAAGAGACAUUACCUGGCAAGUUACCGGAGACUCCUCUCAGGACAGAGCCUCCAUCAUCUUAUAAGGUCAUGUGCCAGUGGGUGGAAUACUUGAGAAAAGAGCUGUGCGGGUUCUGGCUUAAAUCUUUUCCUGUGUUCUUUAAGCUGAUAGAAGUCAUUGGGACUGGAGUUGUAGGAGCAGCUCUAGUUUUAGGAAUCUUAAAAGUGCUUUUCCCUUCCUGCGAACACAAAGGAGUCCUUCACCUGGAGGAUAUCAACACUGCACCUGUGGUUGUGAUAAAGGUCUCUUCAGAUAUUCCAGAGAAGACAGACAAUUUAGUGGAGAAAUGAUGUACUCAAUACCAUGUUUGUGUCUGAAUCUUUGUACAAAUCUUCAGUGGACCUGAAAUUUGGCACUUGAACUUUAAUACCUUAUUUGUUUCCUAUUCUGAAAAUAGUAUGUCAACUGAUUUGUGUUUAAAGGGACAUUUCAAGGUUAAGGCCCAAAAUGAUCUCCCCUCUUUCCAUAGCCUCUCGCUCCUAAGGAACAACAGCUUCCCAUUAUGAGGGUUGUGACAGGUUUUAAAUACUCUCGCAGCAGCUAGGAUAGGAAAUUGGCCUUUGUAUUCAUAGAUAAGGCAGUUAGGUAAUGAAAUACAGAAUGUGAUAAUCUUCAAUCAUCUCAAGCAUGGGCUAAAGGAACAGAAGGAAGAGAUUACACAUGUGCCUGCAAGCCAAAACAAAGCUGGUCAACCUGGUUUUAGACCUAUUACCCUUGACUGUGCCUUGUAAAAACAACAAAUGUUCUUAUUAUUAAAAUAAGGAGUUACUAUAUAUGUAAAACAAGGUAUUAAGGCAAUUUUUGAUAUUUCAAGCACUUUAUUCGAUACAAUUUUCAGUAGGGAAGGGGCUUAAUAUGAAAUUGUGUAAGCCACUGAGAUUACUUGUUUACUAUGCUUGUGGUAUAUCCUGUGGUAUUGUGUAAAGUUUUUCAGAAACAAGAACACAAAUGUCUUACAAGACAUUAGUUUAC
Molecule: messenger RNA, 1713 nt
Organism: Malaclemys terrapin pileata
Lineage: Eukaryota; Metazoa; Chordata; Testudines; Emydidae
Gene: GINM1
Product: glycosylated integral membrane protein 1
Exons: 8
Coding region: 60-1031 (323 amino acids)
Source: RefSeq, a predicted model, not a curated record